This is a messenger RNA of Impatiens glandulifera, 841 nucleotides long. Its product is annotated as protein MODIFYING WALL LIGNIN-1-like. Lineage: Eukaryota; Viridiplantae; Streptophyta; Magnoliopsida; Ericales; Balsaminaceae. The coding region runs from base 52 to 615 and encodes 187 amino acids. The record is from RefSeq and is a predicted model, not a curated record. The transcript is spliced from 3 exons.
CAUGUUCCUCGUUUGGAAUCAAAAGGUUCUCUCUUUCUCUCUCUUCUUCCGAUGAACAAGAAGUCCAGUAAUUACGUUUUAGCCAUCAUCUUCUUCCUUGGUUUAAUCUCCUUCUCUCUAUGCAUUACAUCUGAAAUCAAGAAAACUAAGAGGAAAGAUCUUAAAUUGGAUAACAAGUUCUGUUUUUUGCCGGAAAGUUCUGCUUUUGGGUUGGGAAUUCUGGCUAUUUGCUUUCUGGUUGUUGCUCAGGUCAUCGGAAACUUCAUUGUUUGCCGGAAUUUCAUUCGCCGGAGGAGGAAAUCCGGUGAGGAAUUGAGGAGUCCGGUUGUUCAUAUCAUCUUCAUGGUUCUUUCAUGGAUGAGUUUCGGGAUCGCAAUGGUUUUAAUAAGUGCAGCCACAAGCAUGAACAUGGUGCAACCAUAUGGGAAAGGAUGGCUAGACGGCGAAUGCUAUCUGGUCAAAGACGGAUUCUUUGCGGGCUCGGCCAUCCUGGUCUUAGUGGCAGUUGGCUCAACUAUUCUUUCGGUGGCUGUAUCCGGAAACAAAAGAACAAGCCAAAUUGUACAAAGCCCAAAGAUGCCAUGUCCAACUUGGAUCAAAUUCAGCAGCAUAUAGCUAGGCAAAAAGUUUUUUUUUUUUAAUUUGAAGAAACAAACACAAAUAUAAAGACAUACAAGAUAACAAAACUUGAUUAUUAAUUCUUUAUACUUUGAGAGAAAAGAAUAAAUAGACUUAGAAAAGAAGAAAAACAAACAGACUAUGAUGUCUCACCUUGUUAUAUAUUUCUGUCCAAGAUAGAAACUAGUGCAGAUAUCACCUAUAAUAUUAAGUCUUGUUUGGA